Molecule: messenger RNA, 19198 nt
Organism: Tachysurus fulvidraco (yellow catfish)
Lineage: Eukaryota; Metazoa; Chordata; Actinopteri; Siluriformes; Bagridae
Gene: ptprjb.2
Product: protein tyrosine phosphatase receptor type Jb, tandem duplicate 2
Exons: 76
Coding region: 77-17365 (5762 amino acids)
Biological process (GO): protein dephosphorylation
Molecular function (GO): protein binding; protein tyrosine phosphatase activity
Source: RefSeq, a predicted model, not a curated record
CUUUACUGCCUUCACACACACAAUCUUUAAACAGCACAUGUGAGGCUUCAGCAGUCAGUGGGACUCAAUAAGCAUCAUGAAACUCUGUACAUUAAGCGGAAAACCUCAAACGACUCUCCUGAGUCUGUUUCUGUUUCAGCUUCUCACAUUUAGCUUUGGCUCACUUGCUGCUGCAGUCUCAUAUUCGGAUGUUGUCACUGGUCUCAAUGUCGCUAGCAAAACCACAUCAUCUGUGUCUCUAGCCUGGAAUGAGCCACAAGGGAGCAGGUCCUUCUUUACAGUAAACUGGACUAAUGGCACUGUGACUAACAGCAUUAACACUUCUAACAUGUCUUACAAUGUCACUGGUCUGAUUGCUGGAGUGAGCUACACAUUCACUGUUACUGCAGUUGCUGCAGAUAACCAAACUACAGGAGCAUCAACACAAAUCUCAACAUUCACAAAUCCGAAUGUUGUCACCAGUCUCAGUGUCUCUGGCAAAACCACAUCAUCUGUGUCUCUAACCUGGAAUAAGCCACAAGGGAACAGGUCCUUCUUUACAGUAAACUGGACUGAUGGCACUGUGAAUAACAGCAGUAACACUUCUAACACGUCUUACACUGUCACUGGUCUGACUGCUGGAGUGAGCUACACAUUCACUGUUACUGCAGUUGCUGCAGAUAACCAAACUACAGGAGCAUCAACUCAAAUCUCAGCAUUCACAAAUCCGAAUGUUGUUACCAGUCUCAAUAUCUCUGGAAAAACUACAUCAUCUGUGUCUCUAACCUGGAAUGAGCCACAAGGGAGCAGGUCCUUCUUUACAGUAAACUGGACUGAUGGCAGUGUGAAUAACAGCAUUAACAUUUCUAACACAUCUUACAAUGUCACUGGUCUGACUGCUGGAGUGAGCUACACAUUCACUGUUACUGCAGUUGCUGCAGAUAACCAAACUAGAGGAGCCCCAACUCAAAUCUCAGCAUUCACAUAUCCGAAUGUUGUCAGCAGUCUCAAUGUCUCAAGCAAAACCACAUCAUCUGUGUCUCUAACCUGGAAUGAGCCACAAGGGAACAGGUCCUUCUUUACAGUAAACUGGACUGAUGGCACUGUGACUAACAGCAUUAACACCUCUAACACGUCUUACAAUGUCACUGGUCUGACUGCUGGAGUGAGCUACACAUUCAAUGUUACUGCAGUUGCUGCAGAUAACCAAACUACAGGAGAAUCAACUCAAAUCUCAGCAUUCACAAAUCCAAAUGUUGUCACCAGUCUCAAUGUCUUUAGCAAAACCACAUCAUCUGUGUCUCUAACCUGGAAUGAGCCACAAGGGAACAGGUCCUUCUUUACAGUAAACUGGACUGAUGGCAGUGUGAAUAACAGCAGUAACACUUCUAACACAUCUUACAAUGUCACUGGUCUGACUGCUGGUGUGAGCUACACAUUCACUGUUACUGCAGUUGCUGCAGAUAACCAAACUACAGGAGCAUCAACUCAAAUCUCAGCAUUCACAUAUCCAAAUGUUGUCACUGGUCUCAAUGUCUCUGGCAAAACCACAUCAUCUGUGUCUCUAACCUGGAAUGAGCCACAAGGGAACAGGUCCUUCUUUACAGUAAACUGGACUGGUGGCAGUGUGAAUAACAGCAGUAACACUUCUAACACGUCUUACAAUGUCACUGGUCUGACUGCUGGAGUGAACUACACAUUCACUGUUACUGCAGUUGCUGCAGAUAACCAAACUACAGGAGCAUCAACUCAAACCUCAGCAUUCACAUAUCUGCAAAUCAACAGUCUCAGUGUUUCUGGCACAACCACGUCAUCUGUGUCUCUAACCUGGAAUGAGACACAAGGGAACAGGUCCUUCUUUAUAGUAAACUGGACUGAUGGCACUGUGACUAACAGUUUUAUCACUUAUAACACAUUUUACAAUGUCACUGGUCUGACUGCUGGAGUGAACUACACAUUCACUGUCAUAGCAUUUGCUGCAGAUUACCAAACUACAGGGGCAUCAACUCAAAUCUCAGCAUUCACAAAUCCAAAUGUUGUCACCAGUUUCAAUGUCGCUAGCAAAACCACAUCAUCUGUAUCUCUAACCUGGAAUGAGCCACAAGGGAACAGGUCCUUCUUUAUAGUAAAUUGGACUAAUGGCACUGUGACUAACAGCAGUAACACUUCUAACAUAUCUUACAAUGUCACUGGUCUGACUGCUGGAGUGAGCUACACAUUCAAUGUUACUGCAGUUGCUGCAGAUAACCAAACUACAGGAGAAUCAACUCAAAUCUCAGCAUUCACAAAUCCAAAUGUUGUCACUGGUCUCAAUGUCUCUGGCAAAACCACAUCAUCUGUGUCUCUAACCUGGAAUGAGCCACAAGGGAACAGGUCCUUCUUUACAGUAAACUGGACUGAUGGCAGUGUGACUAACAGCAGUAACACUUCUAACACGUCUUACAAUGUCACUGGUCUGACUGCUGGAGUGAACUACACAUUCACUGUUACUGCAGUUGCUGCAGAUAACCAAACUACAGGAGCAUCAACUCAAACCUCAGCAUUCACAUAUCUGCAAAUCAACAGUCUCAGUGUUUCUGGCACAACCACGUCAUCUGUGUCUCUAACCUGGAAUGAGACACAAGGGAACAGGUCCUUCUUUAUAGUAAACUGGACUGAUGGCACUGUGACUAACAGUUUUAACACUUAUAACACAUUUUACAAUGUCACUGGUCUGACUGCUGGAGUGAAGUACACAUUCACUGUUAUAGCAUUUGCUGCAGAUUACCAAACUACAGGGGCAUCAACUCAAAUCUCAGCAUUCACAUAUCCAAAUGUUGUCACCAGUUUCAAUGUCUCUGGCAAAACCACAUCAUCUGUAUCUCUAACUUGGAAUGAGCCACAAGGGAACAGGUCCUUCUUUAUAGUAAAUUGGACUAAUGGCACUGUGACUAACAGCAGUAACACUUCUAACAUAUCUUACAAUGUCACUGGUCUGACUGCUGGAGUGAGCUACACAUUCACUGUUACUGCAGUUGCUGCAGAUAACCAAACUACAGGAGCAUCAACUCAAAUCUCAACAUUCACAAAUCCAAAUGUUGUCACUGGUCUCAAUGUCUCUAUUAAAACCACAUCUGUGUCUCUAACCUGGAAUGAGCCACAAGGGAGCAGGUCCUUCUUUACAGUAAACUGGACUAAUGGCACUGUGACUAACAGCAGUAACACUUCUAACACGUCUUACACUGUCACUGGUCUGACUGCUGGAGUGAGCUACACAUUCACUGUUACUGCAGUUACUGCAGAUAACCAAACUACAGGGGCAUCAACACAAAUCUCAGCAUUCACAUUGCCUGAUGUUGCCAGCAAUCUCACUGCCUUUAACAAAACCACAUCAUCUGUGUCUCUAACCUGGAAUGAGACACAAGGGAACAGGUCCUUCUUUACAGUAAACUGGACUGAUGGCACUGUGAAUAACAGCAGUAACACUUCUAACACGUCUUACACUGUCACUGGUCUGACUGCUGGUGUGAGCUACACAUUCACUGUUACUGCAGUUGCUGCAGAUAACCAAACUACAGGAGCAUCCACUCAAAUCUCAACAUUCACAAAACCUGAUGUUCCAACAAACCUCACAGUGACUGACAUUACAACAAGCUCAUUGUUUCUGAUCUGGACUCAACCAGUAGGAGAAAGAUUUUUCUUUAAAGUACAGUGGAGUAAUGACAACAUAACAAUGAAUUCAACAACCAGAAACACUUUCUUUUACAUUACUGAUCUCAGUCCUGGAGUCAGUUACACCUUCCUGAUAUCUGCUGUUGCUGCAGAUAAUAUAACAGAAGGAGGAGCAAUUGGACUUUCAGUCUAUACAAAGCCUGGCACUGUUAGCAACCUCACAGCAGUUAAUGUUACAACCACCUCUAUAUCACUGCAGUGGACUCAAGCAAUGGGAAAAAUUUCCCAUUAUGUAAUUAAAUAUGAGAAUUUCAAUACGACAGUCAGUGAGACUACUGAAAUCACCAACAUUAACAUAAAUAAUCUGACUCCUGGAGUACAGUACACAUUCAAAGUGUUUGCAAUUGCUGCUGAUAAAACAACAGAAGGAAAUUACAGCUGCAUUUCUGUCUACACAAAACCUGAUGUUCCAACAAACCUCACAGUGACUAACAUUACAACAAGCUCAUUGUUUCUGAUCUGGACUCAACCAAUAGGAGAAAGAUUUUUCUUUAAAGUACAGUGGAGUAAUGACAACAUUACAAUGAAUUCAACAACCAGAAACACUUUCUUUAACAUUACUGAUCUCAGUCCUGGAGUCAGUUACACCUUCCUGAUAUCUGCUGUUGCUGCAGAUAACAUAACAGAAGGAGAAGCAGUUGGUCUUUCAGUCUAUACAAAGCCUGGCACUGUUAGCAACCUCACAGAAGUUAAUGUUACAACCACCUCUAUAUCACUGCAGUGGACUCAAGCAAUGGGGGAAAUUUCUCAUUAUGUAAUCAAAUAUGAGAAUUUCAAUGUGACAGUUAAUGAGACUACUGAGAUCACCAGCAUUAACAUAAACAAUCUCACUCCUGGAGUACAGUACACAUUCAAAGUGUUUGCAGUUGCUGCUGAUAAAACAACAGAAGGAAAUUACAGCUGCAUUUCUGCCUACACAAAUCCAAAUGUUGUCACCAGUCUCAAUGUCUCUGGCAAAACCACAUCAUCUGUGUUUCUAACCUGGAAUGAGCCACAAGGGAACAGGUCCUUCUAUAUAGUAAACUGGACUAAUGGCAGUGUGAAUAACAGCUUUAACACUUCUAACACGUCUUAUAAUGUCACUGGUCUGAUUGCUGGACUGAGCUAUACAUUCACUGUUACUGCAGUUGCUGCAGAUAACCAAACUACAGGAGCAUCAACUCAAAUCUCAGAAUUCACAUAUCCUAAUCUUGUCACCAGUCUCAAUGUCUCUGGCAAAACCACAUCAUCUGUGUCUCUAACCUGGAAUGAGCCACAAGGGAACAGGUCCUUCUUUACAGUAAACUGGACUAAUGGCACUGUGAAUAACAGCAGUAACACUUCUAACAUAUCUUACAAUGUCACUGGUCUGACUGCUGGAGUGAGCUACACAUUCAAUGUUACUGCAGUUGCUGCAGAUAACCAAACUACAGGAGCAUCAACUCAAAUCUCAGCAUUCACAAAGCCUGACACUGUUAGCAAAUUCACAGCAGUUAAUGUUACAACCACCUCUAUAUCACUGCAGUGGACUCAAGCAAUGGGGGAAAUUUCCCAUUAUGUAAUCAAAUAUGAGAAAUUCAGUACGACAGUCAGUGAGACUUCUGAAUUCACCAGCAUUAACAUAAAUAAUCUGACUCCUGGAGUACAGUACACAUUCAAAGUGUUUGCAGUUGCUGCUGAUAAAACAACAGAAGGAAAUUACAGCUGCGUUUUUGUCUACACAAAACCUGAUGUUCCAAAAAACCUCACAGUGACUGAUAUUACAACAAACUCGUUGUUUCUGAACUGGACUCAACCAAUAGGAGAAAGAUUUUUCUUUAAAGUACAGUGGAGUAAUGACAACAUAACAAUGAAUACAACAACCAGAAACACUUUCUUUAACAUUACUGAUCUCAGUCCUGGAGUCAGAUACACCUUCCUAAUAUCUGCUGUUGCUGCAGAUAAUAUAACAGAAGGAGAAGCAAUUGGUCUUUCAGUCUAUACAAAGCCUGGCACUGUUAGCAAACUCACAGCAGAUAAUGUUAAAACCACCUCUAUAUCACUGCAGUGGACUGAAGCAAUGGGGGAAAUUUCUCAUUAUGUAAUCAAAUAUGAGAAUUUCAAUACGACAGUCAAUGAGACUACUGAGAUCACCAGCAUUGACAUAAACAAUCUCACUCCUGGAUUACAGUACAUAUUCAAAGUGUUUGCAGUUGCUGCUGAUAAAACAACAGAAGGAAAUUACAGCUGCAUUUCUGCCUACACAAUAGAUCCAAAUGUUGUCAGCAGUCUCAAUGUCUCUAGCAAAACCACAUCAUCUGUGUCAAUAACCUGGAAUGAGACACAAGGGAGCAGGUCCUUCUUUACAGUAAACUGGACUGGUGGCACUGGGAAUAACAGCAGUAACACUUCUAACACAUCUUACAAUGUCACUGGUCUGACUGCUGGAGUGAGCUACACAUUCACUGUUACUGCAGUUGCUGCAGAUAACCAAACUACAGGAGCAUCAACUCAAAUCUCAGCAUUCACAAAUCCGAAUGUUGUCACCAGUCUCAAUGUCUCUGGCAAAACCACAUCAUCUGUGUCUCUAACCUGGAAUGAGCCACAAGGGAACAGGUCCUUCUUUACAGUAAACUGGACUAAUGGCAGUGUGAAUAACAGCAGUAACACUUCUAACACAUCUUACACUGUCACUGGCCUGACUGCUGGAGUGAGCUAUACAUUCACUGUUACUGCAGUUGCUGCAGAUAACCAAACUAGAGGAGCAUCAACACAAAUCUCAGCAUUCACAUAUCCGAAUAUUGUCACUGGUCUCAAUGUCUCUGGCAAAACCACAUCAUCUGUGUCUCUAACCUGGAAUGAGCCACAAGGGAACAGGUCCUUCUAUAUAGUAAACUGGACUGAUGGCACUGUGAAUAACAGCAGUAACACUUCUAACACGUCUUACAAUGUCACUGGUCUGACUGCUGGUGUGAGCUACACAUUCACUGUUACUGCAGUUGCUGCAGAUAACCAAACUACAGGAGCAUCAACUCAAAUCUCAACAUUCACAUAUCCAAAUGUUGUUGUAAGUCUCAGUGUUUCUGGCACAACCAUGUCAUCUGUGUCUCUAACCUGGAAUGAGCCACAAGGGAACAGGUCCUUCUUUACAGUAAACUGGACUGAUGGCAGUGUGACUAACAGCAGUAACACUUCUAACACGUCUUACAAUGUCACUGGUCUGACUGCUGGAGUGAGAUACACAUUCACUGUUACUGCAGUUGCUGCAGAUAACCAAACUACAGGAGCAUCAUCACAAAUCUCAGCAUUCACAUACCCAAAUGUUGUCACUGGUCUCAAUGUCUCUGGCAAAACCACAUCAUCUGUGUCUCUAACCUGGAAUGAGCCACAAGGGAACAGGUCCUUCUUUACAGUAAACUGGACUGGUGGCACUGGGAAUAACAGCAGUAACACUUCUAACACGUCUUACAAUGUCACUGGUCUGACUGCUGGAGUGAGCUACACAUUCACUCUUACUGCAGUUGCUGCAGAUAACCAAACUACAGGAGCAUCAACUCAAAUCUCAGCAUUCACAUAUCCGAAUAUUGUCACUGGGCUCAAUGUCUCUGGCAAAACCACAUCAUCUGUGUCUAUAAACUGGAAUGAGCCACAAGGGAGCAGGUCCUUCUUUACAGUAAACUGGACUAAUGGCACUGUGACUAACAGCUUUAACAUUUCUAACACAUCUUACAAUGUCACUGGUCUGACUGCUGGAGUGAGCUACACAUUCACUGCUACUGCAGUUGCUGCAGAUAACCAAACUACAGGAGCAUCAACUCAAAUCUCAGCAUUCACAAAUCCAAAUGUUGUUGUAAGUCUCAGUGUUUCUGGCAAAACCACAUCAUCUGUGUCUCUAACCUGGAAUGAGCCACAAGGGAACAGGUCCUUCUUUACAGUAAACUGGACUGAUGGCAUUGUGAAUAACAGCAUUAACACUUCUAACACAUCUUACACUGUCACUGGUCUGACUGCUGGAGUGAGCUACACAUUCACUGUUACUGCAGUUGCUGCAGAUAACCAAACUACAGGGGCAUCAACACAAAUCUCAGCAUUCACAAAACCUGAUGUUCCAAAAAACCUCACAGUGACUGACAUUACAACAAGCGCAUUGUUACUGAUCUGGACUCAACCAAUAGGAGAAAGAUUUUUCUUUAAAGUACAGUGGAGUAAUGACAACAUAACAAUGAAUACAACAACCAGAAACACUUUCUUUAACAUUAUUGAUCUCAGUCCUGGAGUCAGUUACACCUUUCUGAUAUCUGCUGUUGCUGCAGAUAAUAUAACAGAAGGAGAAGCAAUUGGUCUUUCAGUCUAUACAAAGCCUGACACUGUUAGCAACCUCACAGCAGUUAAUGUUACAACCACCUCUAUAUUACUGCAGUGGACUCAAGCAAUGGGGGAAAUUUCUCAUUAUGUAAUCAAAUAUGAGAAUUUAAAUACAACAGUCAAUGAGACUACUGAAAUCACCAGCAUUAACAUAAAUAAUCUGACUACUGGAGUACAGUACACAUUCAAAGUGUUUGCAGUUGCUGCAGAUAAUAAAACGGAAGGAAAUUACAGCUGCGUUUCUGCCUACACAAAACCUGAUGUUCCAACAAACCUCACAGUGACUGACAUUACAACAAGCUCAUUGUUUCUGAUCUGGACUCAACCAAUAGGAGAAAGAUUUUUCUUUAAAGUACAGUGGAGUAAUGACAACAUAACAAUGAAUUCAACAACCAGAAACACUUUCUUUAACAUUACUGAUCUCAGACCUGGAGUCAGUUACACCUUCCUGAUAUCUGCUGUUGCUGCAGAUAAUAUAACAGAAGGAGAAGCAGUUGGUCUUUCAGUCUAUCCAAAUCCGAAUGUUGUCACCAGUCUCAAUGUCUCUGGCAAAACCACAUCAUCUGUGUCUCUAACAUGGAAUGAGCCACAAGGGAACAGGUCCUUCUUUACAGUAAACUGGACUGAUGGCACUGUGAAUAACAGCAGUAACAUUUCUAACACGUCUUACAAUGUCACUGGUCUGACUGCUGGUGUGAACUACACAUUCACUGUUACUGCAGUUGCUGCAGAUAACCAAACUACAGGAGCACCAACUCAAAUCUCAGCAUUCACAUAUCCGAAUGUUGUCACCAGUCUCAAUGUCUUUAGCAAAACCACAUCAUCUGUGUCUCUAACCUGGAAUCAGCAACAAGGGAGCAUGUACUCCUUUACAGUAAACUGGACUGAUGGCAGUGUGAAUAACAGCAGUAACACUUCUAACACGUCUUACAAUGUCACUGGUCUGACUGCUGGAGUGAACUACACAUUCACUGUUACUGCAGUUGCUGCAGAUAACCAAACUAGAGGAGCAGCAACUCAAAUCUCAGCAUUCACAUUUCCGAAUGUUGUCACUGGUCUCAAUGUCUCUGGCAAAACCACAUCAUCUGUGUCUCUAACCUGGAAUCAGCAACAAGGGAGCAUGUACACUUUUACAGUAAACUGGACUGAUGGCACUGUGAAUAACAGCAGUAACACUUCUAACACGUCUUACAAUGUCACUGGUCUGACUGCUGGAGUGAGCUACACAUUCACUGUUACUGCAGUUGCUGCAGAUAACCAAACUACAGGAGCAUCAACACAAAUCUCAGCAUUCACAUAUCCAAAUGUUGUCACCAGUCUCAUUGUCUCAAGCAAAACCACAUCAUCUGUGUCUCUAACCUGGAAUGAGCCACAAGGGAUCAGUUCCUUCUUUACAGUAAACUGGACUGAUGGCAGUGUGAAUAACAGCAGUUUCACCUCAAACACGUCUUACAAUGUCACUGGUCUGAGUGCUGGAAUGAGCUACACAUUCGCUGUUACUGCAGUUGCUGCAGAUGGACAGACUGCAGGAGCAUCAGCUUAUAUCGCAGCAUUCACAAUGCCAGAUGUUGCCAGAAAUAUCAGAUCUUUUAACAGAACGACAUCAUCUGUGUCUCUAAACUGGAAUGAGACACAAGGGAACAGGUCCUUCUUUAUAGUAAACUGGACUGAUGGCACUGUGAAUAACAGCAGUAACACUUCUAACACGUCUUACACUGUCACUGGUCUGACUGCUGGAGUGAGCUACACAUUCACUGUUACUGCAGUUGCUGCAGAUAACCAAACUACAGGAGCAUCAACUCAAAUCUCAGCAUUCACAUUGCCAGAUGUUGCCAGCAAUCUCACUGCCUUUAACAAAACCACAUCAUCUGUGUAUCUAACCUGGAAUGAGCCACAAGGGAACAGGUCCUUCUUUACAGUAAACUGGACUGAUGGCACUGUGAAUAACAGCAGUAACAUUUCUAACAUGUCUUACAAUGUCACUGGUCUGACUGCUGGAGUGAGCUACACAUUCACUGUUACUGCAGUUGCUGCAGAUAACCAAACUACAGGAGCAUCAACUCAAAUCUCAACAUUCACAAAACCUGAUGUUCCAAAAAACCUCACAGUGACUAACAUUACAACAAGCUCAUUGUUUCUGAACUGGACUCAACCAAUAGGAGAAAUAUUUUUCUACAGUGUACAGUGGAGUAAUGACAACAUAACAAUGAAUUCAACAACCAGAAACACUUUCUUUAACAUUACUGAUCUCAGUCCUGGAGUACAGUACACAUUCAAAGUGUUUGCAGUUGCUGCAGAUAAUACAACAGAAGGAAAUUACAGCUGCGUUUCUGCCUACACAAAACCUGAUGUUCCAAAAAACCUCACAGUGACUGACAUUACAACAAGCUCAUUGUUCCUGAUCUGGACUCGACCAAUAGGAGAAAGAUUUUUCUUUAAAGUACAGUGGAGUAAUGACAACAUAACAAUGAAUUCAACAACCAGAAACACUUUCUUUAACAUUACUGAUCUCAGUCCUGGAGUCAGUUACACCUUCCUGAUAUCUGCUGUUGCUGCAGAUAAUAUAACAGAAGGAGAAGCAGUUGUUCUUUCAGUCUAUACAAAGCCUGGCACUGUUAGCAAACUCACAGCAGUUAAUGUUACAACCACCUCUAUAUCACUGCAGUGGACUGAAGCAAUGGGAAAAAUUUCCCAUUAUGUAAUCAAAUAUGAGAAUUUAAAUACGACAGUCAAUGUGACUAUUGAAAUCACCAGCAUUAACAUAAAUAAUCUGACUCCUGGAGUACAGUACACAUUUAAAGUGUUUGCAGUUGCUGCUGAUAAUAAAACAGAAGGAAAUUACAGCUGCAUUUCUGCCUACACAAAACCUGAUGUUCCAAAAGACCUCACAGUGACUAACAUUACAACAAGCUCAUUGUUUCUGAUCUGGACUCAACCAAUAGGAGAAAGAUUUUUCUUUAAAGUACAGUGGAGUAAUGACAACAUAACAAUGAAUACAACAACCGGAAACACUUUCUUUAACAUUACUGAUCUCAGUCCUGGAGUCAGUUACACCUUCCUGAUAUCUGUUGUUGCUGCAGAUAAUAUAACAGAAGGAGAAGCAGUUGGUCUUUCAGUCUAUACAAAGCCUGACACUGUUCGCAACCUCACAGCAGAUAAUGUUACAACCACCUCUAUAUCACUGCAGUGGACUCAAGCAAUGGGGGAAAUUUCCCAUUAUGUAAUCAAAUAUGAGAAUUUAAAUAAGACAGUCAGUGAGACUACUGAUGUGACCAGCAUUAACAUAAACAAUCUGAUUCCUGGAGUACAGUACACAUUCAAAGUGUUUGCAGUUGCUGCUGAUAAUAAAACAGAAGGAAAUUACAGAUGCAUUUCUGUCUACACAAAUCCUGAUGUUCCAAAAAACCUCACAGUGACUAACAUUACAACAAGCUCAUUGUUUCUGAUCUGGACUCAACCAAUAGGAGAAAGAUUUUUCUUUAAAGUACAGUGGAGUAAUGACAACAUAACAAUGAAUUCUACAACCAGAAACACUUUCUUUAACAUUAUUGAUCUCAGUCCUGGAGUCAGUUACACCUUCCUGAUAUCUGCUGUUGCUGCAGAUAAUAUAACAGAAGGAGAAGCAGUUGGUCUUUCAGUCUAUACAAAGCCUGACACUGUUAGCAACCUCAUAGCAGUUAAUGUUACAACCACCUCUAUAUCACUGCAGUGGACUGAAGCAAUGGGGAAAAUUUCUCAUUAUGUAAUCAAAUAUGAGAAUUUCAAUACGACAGUCAAUGAGACUACUGAAAUUACCAGCAUUAACAUAAAUUAUCUGACUCCUGGAGUACAGUACACAUUCAAAGUGUUUGCAGUUGCUGCAGAUAAUAGAACAGAAGGAAAUUACAGCUGCGUUUCUGCCUACACAAAUCCUGAUGUUCCAAAAAACCUCACAGUGACUAACAUUACAACAAGCUCAUUGUUUCUGAUCUGGACUCGACCAAUAGGAGAAAGAUUUUUCUUUAAAGUACAGUGGAGUAAUGACAACAUAACAAUGAAUUCAACAACCAGAAACACUUUCUUUAACAUUACUGAUCUCAGGCCUGGAGUACAGUACACAUUCAAAGUGUUUGCAGUUGCUGCAGAUAAUAAAACGGAAGGAAAUUACAGCUGCGUUUCUGCCUACACAAAACCUGAUGUUCCAACAAACCUCACAGUGACUGACAUUACAACAAGCUCAUUGUUUCUGAUCUGGACUCAACCAAUAGGAGAAAGAUUUUUCUUUAAAGUACAGUGGAGUAAUGACAACAUAACAAUGAAUUCAACAACCAGAAACACUUUCUUUAACAUUACUGAUCUCAGUCCUGGAGUCAGUUACACCUUCCUGAUAUCUGCUGUUGCUGCAGAUAAUAUAACAGAAGGAGAAGCAGUUGGUCUUUCAGUCUAUACAAAGCCUGACACUGUUAGCAACCUCAUAGCAGUUAAUGUUACAACCACCUCUAUAUCACUGCAGUGGACUAAAGCAAUGGGGAAAAUUUCCCAUUAUGUAAUCAAAUAUGAGAAUUUCAAUACGACAGUCAGUGAGACUACUGAGAUCACCAGCAUUAACAUAAAUUAUCUGACUCCUGGAGUACAGUACACAUUCAAAGUGUUUGCAGUUGCUGCUGAUAAAACAACAGAAGGAAAUUACAGCUGUGUUUCUGCCUACACAAAACCUGAUGUUCCAAAAAACCUCACAGUGACUAACAUUACAACAAGCUCAUUGUUUCUGAUCUGGACUCGACCAAUAGGAGAAAGAUUUUUCUUUAAAGUACAGUGGAGUAAUGACAACAUAACAAUGAAUUCAACAACCAGAAACACUUUCUUUAACAUUACUGAUCUCAGACCUGGAGUACAGUACACAUUCAAAGUGUUUGCAGUUGCUGCAGAUAAUAAAACGGAAGGAAAUUACAGCUGCGUUUCUGCCUACACAAAACCUGAUGUUCCAACAAACCUCACAGUGACUGACAUUACAACAAGCUCAUUGUUUCUGAUCUGGACUCAACCAAUAGGAGAAAGAUUUUUCUUUAAAGUACAGUGGAGUAAUGACAACAUAACAAUGAAUUCAACAACCAGAAACACUUUCUUUAACAUUACUGAUCUCAGUCCUGGAGUCAGUUACACCUUCCUGAUAUCUGCUGUUGCUGCAGAUAAUAUAACAGAAGGAGAAGCAGUUGGUCUUUCAGUCUAUACAAAGCCUGACACUGUUAGCAACCUCAUAGCAGUUAAUGUUACAACCACCUCUAUAUCACUGCAGUGGACUAAAGCAAUGGGGAAAAUUUCCCAUUAUGUAAUCAAAUAUGAGAAUUUCAAUACGACAGUCAAUGAGACUACUGAAAUUACCAGAAUUACCAUAAAUAAUCUGACUCCUGGAGUACAGUACACAUUCAAAGUGUUUGCAGUUGCUGCAGAUAAUAGAACAGAAGGAAAUUACAGCUGUGUUUCUGCCUACACAAAACCUGAUGUUCCAAAAAACCUCACAGUGACUAACAUUACAACAAGCUCAUUGUUCCUGAUCUGGACUCGACCAAUAGGAGAAAGAUUUUUCUUUAAAGUACAGUGGAGUAAUGACAACAUAACAAUGAAUACAACAACCAGAAACACUUUCUUUAACAUUACUGAUAUCAGACCUGGAGUACAGUACACAUUCAAAGUGUUUGCAGUUGCUGCAGAUAAUAAAACGGAAGGAAAUUACAGCUGCGUUUCUGCCUACACAAAACCUGAUGUUCCAAAAAACCUCACAGUGACUGACAUUACAACAAGCUCAUUGUUUCUGAUCUGGACUCAACCAAUAGGAGAAAGAUUUUUCUUUAAAGUACAGUGGAGUAAUGACAACAUAACAAUGAAUUCAACAACCAGAAACACUUUCUUUAACAUUACUGAUCUCAGUCCUGGAGUCAGAUACACCUUCCUGAUAUCUGCUGUUGCUGCAGAUAAUAUAACAGAAGGAGAAGCAGUUGGUCUUUCAGUCUAUACAAAGCCUGGCACUGUUAGCAACCUCACAGCAGUUAAUGUUACAACCACCUCUAUAUCACUGCAGUGGACUGAAGCAAUGGGAAAAAUUUCCCAUUAUGUAAUCAAAUAUGAGAAUUUAAAUACGACAGUCAAUGUGACUAUUGAAAUCACCAGCAUUACCAUAAAUAAUCUGACUCCUGGAGUACAGUACACAUUUAAAGUGUUUGCAGUUGCUGCUGAUAAAACAACAGAAGGAAAUUACAGCUGUGUUUCUGUCUACACAAAUCCUGAUGUUCCAAAAAACCUCACAGUGACUAAAAUUACAACAAGCUCAUUGUUUCUGAUCUGGACUCAACCAAUAGGAGAAAGAUUUUUCUUUAAAGUACAGUGGAGUAAUGACAACAUAACAAUGAAUUCAACAACCAGAAACACUUUCUUUAACAUUACUGAUCUCAGUCCUGGAGUCAGUUACACCUUCCUGAUAUCUGCUGUUGCUGCAGAUAAUAUAACAGAAGGAGAAGCAGUUGGUCUUUCAGUCUAUACAAAGCCUGGCACUGUUAGCAACCUCACAGCAGUUAAUGUUACAACCACCUCUAUAUCACUGCAGUGGACUGAAGCAAUGGGGAAAAUUUCUCAUUAUGUAAUCAAAUAUGAGAAUUUCAAUACGACAGUCAGUGAGACUACUGAAAUCACCAUGAUUAACAUAAAUAAUCUGACUCCUGGAGUACAGUACACAUUCAAAGUGUUUGCAGUUGCUGCAGAUAAUAGAACAGAAGGAAAUUACAGCUGUGUUUCUGCCUACACAAAACCUGAUGUUCCAAAAAACCUCACAGUGACUAACAUUACAACAAGCUCAUUGUUCCUGAUCUGGACCCGACCAAUAGGAGAAAGAUUUUUCUUUAAAGUACAGUGGAGUAAUGACAACAUAACAAUGAAUUCAACAACCAGAAACACUUUCUUUAACAUUACUGAGCUCAGUCCUGGAGUACAGUACACAUUCAAAGUGUUUGCAGUUGCUGCAGAUAAUAGAACAGAAGGAAAUUACAGCUGUGUUUCUGCCUACACAAAACCUGAUGUUCCAAAAAACCUCAUAGUGACUAACAUUACAACAAGCUCAUUGUUUCUGCACUGGACUCAACCAAUAGGAGAAAGAUUUUUCUUUAUAGUAAAGUGGUGUAAUGACAACAUAACAAUGAAUACAACAUCCAGAAACACUUUCUUUAACAUUACUGAGCUCAGUCCUGGAGUCAGUUACACCUUCCUGAUAUCUGCUGUUGCUGCAGAUAAUAUAACAGAAGGAGAAGCAGUUGGUCUUUCAGUCUAUACAAAGCCAGACACUAUAAGAAAUCUGAUAUUCUCUGAAGUGACAACAGAAUCCAUGGCUCUUAAAUGGGAUGCACCUUCAGGACAGUGGUCUUUUUUUAGAGUGCAGUGGAUAAACAAAAUAACUUCUGCAACUGCAUUUAACAUCACUAAUCUAGAACCUGGAACAAAUUACACAUUUGCAGUAUCAGCUGUUGCUGCUGAUAAUAAAACAGAAGGAUCCCUGGUUAAUAUUUCCACUUGCACAGGUGCAAGUCCUGUCUCUGAAAUAAUCUGUGAAGGAACAAAUCGCAGUGCAACAGCGUUGCUGAACUUAACAUGGUGGAAUCCUCUAGGCAAUUAUGAAGGAUUCAACAUUGGUCUCAGUCCAACAACCAGUGACUUCAUUCCACCUUGCACUAAUGUCUGUAACCACAAUUACUCUAAAAACCUCAAAUACUUCACCACUUACAAUUUGACUAUUUCAACCAUUGGAUGUGGUGAGAAUGGCACAAGGGUCAUUAACUGCAGAACAGGAAUUACAGAGCCUCCAGUUCCCAGUAAGUCAGAAGACGUACCAAUAGAAAUCACUCGAAUAAACCACAGUUUAUUAAAUCUGCAAUUCAGUGCCAGCCUUCUGAAUGAUACUAAUGGACCAAUUGAAGUCUACGGUGUUCUGCUGUCAACUGACCCUCAAAUUAACAUCUCCAGGAGUUCCCUACUAAUGACCUAUAGUAACUGGCAAGAAGGGAAGACCAAGGCUUAUCUCACAGUUUUAAAAUUAAAUAAAAAUACCAGAAGCAACAUGAUUAUGGUUGUCAUUGGAAAUAACUCAGAUAUGCUCAAUAAUACAGAAUAUCAAAACGGACCUCUGGAUAAUCAGGAAUACAGGGUAGCUUUGGUUUUCUUCACCUACCUGGAAAUCAAUAACAGACUUGUGGACAUCCAGAAAUCAAUCUUCUCUAUAACACCUUUUUCCAAUUAUACUGCUAAACCAGUCGACCCCUCAUCAAAAACUGUUGCAAUUAUUUUGGGGGUGCUUUUGCCCAUGGUUGUUCUCUUGAUCUUCGCUGUCAUUUUCCUCAUCAUACAAAAAAGACGAAUUACAAAGGAGUAUACAGAUAUUCCGGUCAACAACUUAAGAUCUAAAAUAAGCAUUCCUGUGAGGGUGGAGGAUUUUGAGGCAUAUUUUAAAAAGCAGCAGUUAGAUUCCAACUGUGGCUUUGCUGAACAAUAUGAGGACCUUAAGGUUGUUGGAACAGCUCAGACCAAGAAUAGUGCCCUUGCCAUGGAGAACAAGGGGAAGAAUCGCUACAAUAAUGUACUACCUUAUGAUUCUUCAAGAGUAAAAUUGUCAGUACAUGGCAACCCCUGCGAUGACUACAUCAACGCAAACUAUAUUUCAGGUUACAACAGUAAGAAGGAGUACAUAGCAGCUCAGGGACCACUACCAGCUACUGUGAAUGAGUUCUGGAGAAUGAUCUGGGAAAAGAAUUGCCAUACCAUAGUCAUGCUGACCAAGUGCUAUGAGCAAGGGCGUGUUAAAUGUGAGAAAUACUGGCCACCAGAAGCCAAGCUGUACAACAAUAUCCUCGUGACAACAAUAUCAGAAAUUGAAUUGGAAGACUGGACUAUAAGGGACUUCACCGUCAAGAAUGUGAAAACAGCAGAGACAAGGCAAGUUAGACAAUUCCAUUUCACGGCCUGGCCCGAUCACGGCGUUCCAGAGACCACAGAGGUGCUCAUUAACUUCCGACACCUGGUCAGAGAGCACAUGGACAACUUCUCCCAUAACGCUCCAGCUGUAGUGCACUGCAGUGCUGGUGUGGGGAGGACUGGGACUUUUAUUGCCGUCGAUCACCUGACCUUUCAAAUUGAGAGGGAAAGCAUGGUUGACAUUUAUGGAAUUAUCUAUGACAUGCGUAUGCACAGACCACUAAUGGUUCAGACUGAGGAUCAAUACGUGUUCUUGAAUCAGUGUGCUUCGGACAUAAUUAAAUCCAGAAUGGGAACCAAUGUGGACCUAAUUUACCAGAAUACAGCAGCAUUUGCUAUCUAUCAGAAUGUGCAACGAUGAAGAAUGAAGGCUUUAAGAAAUGGCUUCCAGGUGACAUUUAGCUUGGGAUCAGGACGACAGGGAAAUUUUGUAGGAUUUUGUAAAAUAAGCAUGAGCCAUUUUAUUAUUUAACUGGAUAUCACAACAAUAUUGCUGUUCACUGACAAAUCUAUUUAUGAGGUAUGCUUUAACUUAAGUUAAUAUGCUUAUUCAUUCUUUACCCUAGGUUGCAAGACAGCAAAAAUUUUACUGAGAUAAUAUUCUUCAUAAAAGUGUACCUCUUAAAUUAUGAAAUCUAAAAAAUACAUAAGAUAUAUAUGAAAAUAAUGUAAUGUGAAAUGUGAGCUUUGUACUUUUUGAUAUUUGUUUUUUUUUCUUACAAACUUUUACACACUGUACAAUUUUUAGGCACAUAUUUGUACUCACACUGGACAUUUGGUUUCAUCAGUUCUUAAAUGGAUUUGUCUGUGACAAUUUUGUGGCUUUUGCUCACUUUAAAGUUGCAGAAUGUGUUAUGUUCUGUUACAGAACAUGCUGGGCUUUAGAGAUAAAUAGCCAUAGUGUAGUCACCAUUCCAUGGGACGUUAUGGCUAUGGGGGUCUUUAUUUGAAACCAUACUGAAGGUUUCUAAUAUUUUGUAAAUUUAUUUAAGACCUUCAUCAAGACUAUAAUACAUUACAUAUAAUCAGGGGAUAACACAUUUAUAGAGUGUAUAUGAAGUAUUCCUGGUGAAGGAAAAGAUGGAAGCACUGAAUAGUUAUAAGUUAAAAGCAAUGUGUUUGUUGUGAAGUCAUCAUGCCUUCAAAUAGUGUUGUCUUUCAUCCAGUGUGGAAAAAACUUGACUUCUAGGUUCGAGAAAAUGUUAGUACAUCCACACAAGACCUCAGCUCUACAACUCUCAGAACUAUAUAUAGGUUUCUGUGGGAAUCAGAAUGAUUUAGUCUAAAACUAAAAAAAGUCUAAAUUUUAGUCAACAGGUGUAGAAGUCUAGAUAAAUCAUAUAGUUCUAUCAGGCACACACUCCCCGUGACCCGAGGUAGUUUGGAUAAGUGGUAGAAAAUGAAUGAAUGAAUAUAAUCCUAUCAUGUGUUGCACAUGAAAAUACAUAAAAAAACACAGAUUCAGACUGCUCAGACAGGUAUGCACUAAAUGUUUAGAAUUAAUUCAACAUACUAGGUAAAUUUAUUGAACAGACCAUUCAUGAUUUUCUAUCACAUGGGUCGAGAAACUAAAUUUCAUGAGACCUUCAUGCUGAAAAACAACAGGGGUGCUCUUUUUCUUGAAGUAAAAACCUGAGCAUCUGUACACAUGUAUUUUGCUGUCACAUUUUCUAAGAAUGUUUGACAAGAGAAGCACAAGUUUAUUGAGGAUAUAAAACGGUGAUAUAAAAUGAAUUAGCACAGAAUCUUUCUCUGUUACUGUAGGAUCAAACUUGUAAUGCAAUGGUACUGCUAUGUACAUUCGUAUAAUUUAUUUUUGUUCAGCGCUGAAAUGCAUUUGCAUUGUUUAAUUGUCAAUAUAUAUACAAUAUAUAAUUCAUUUAUUAGGCUCUAGUAAUGAGUCUAUGAUGGCUGAAUUAUUUCUCUACUGUUAUAUGAUUUAAUCAGGCUUGUGCAAUAUUUUAUUAUUUUAUAUAUGUAUUUAUAGAGAUUUAUUGGUUCAAGUUGAAUGUAAAAUUCUGCCGGAUGUAUAUUUUUUAAAUUGUUAAAUUAAAGAUGUUUAGUUUUGCAAUGGAGAUUUUUUUUAUUAUUAUUAUUUACAUAGAAAUCUUGUAAUUGCUUUAUUCAUAUCCUACUUUCUGUUUGUUUUUUUUCUGCCAAACAUAUUUUGGUAAUAAAUGUGGUAAACAUGUCA